UGUUCGCCUACAACUGCAUUGUGGUCAUUGGCCCUGAAGCCUGCCGAGUUCCUUGGAGAGAUGUACAGAAUAUAUCCUGCCAGGCAGACUUUUCUGAAUCAAUGGAAGUUGACAUUCAUCACGUGAACUGUAAUCAUGUCGUUUCUCCCCUCUGUACUAUAUGUCCUUGAUCCACAAUAUGAGAUGCAUGUAUGGCCCUGUGCAGUGGUAUUAGCACAAUAUGUGUGGACACACAGGGAAGAGCUGAUGCACAAAACAGUGCUAGAGCUUGGGGCUGGCGUGAGUUUACCUGGUGUGGUGGCAGAAGUGAUCUUGUCAGACAGUGCAGAACUUCCGUGUCUGGAGAACUGUAGGCGCACCUGUGAAGUGAAUGAACUGCCCAAUGUGCUUGUGGUGGGUAUUAGCUGGGGAGAAGUCUCCCCAGACCUUCUGCUCCUCCCUCCAUUAGACAUCAUCUUGGGAUCAGACAUUUUCUAUGAGCCUCAAGAUUUUGAAAAUGUCCUGGUGACCAUCUCCUUCCUCUUGAGAAAAAACCCUGAGGCCCAAUUUUGGACAACUUACCAAGAGAGAAGAUAUUACUUUCAGGACCAGUCCAUGACUGUCAGGUAAUGUCAAGUAAACAUUACUCAUUUUGAUUUUUUUGUCUUCAUGUAUGUUCAGCGCUGACUGGUCCAGAGGCAUUGCUGCACAAAUGGAACUUGAAGUGUCUCAACAUUCCACUGGAGAAAUUC
Messenger RNA from Oncorhynchus nerka (sockeye salmon), 731 nucleotides. It is a transcript of the gene mettl23, whose product is annotated as methyltransferase 23, arginine. Gene Ontology annotation, cellular component: nucleus; cytoplasm. The record is from RefSeq and is a predicted model, not a curated record. NCBI's taxonomy places the organism in Eukaryota, Metazoa, Chordata, Actinopteri, Salmoniformes, Salmonidae.